This is a messenger RNA of Arabis nemorensis, 2049 nucleotides long. The record is from the annotation of a GenBank genome assembly. Lineage: Eukaryota; Viridiplantae; Streptophyta; Magnoliopsida; Brassicales; Brassicaceae.
AUGUAUAAGAUGUGUCAUGAACCUACCAACAUCUCUCUGUCGGAAUCUGAAAUUAUAUUCCCUCAGUUAGACCACCUCCCCUUGACGACAAGGCGGAGUUUGUUGCAAUCCAAUGAGAGAGUCUCUCAACGUAUCGCUGCUUCUGUGUCUGCAUCGAAUGUUGAUAGUAUAGUGAAAAGGGAAGAAGAUGAUUGCUUCAAUGAGCUGGGUGUAGUGUCAAACUGUGAUCCUCCAGAAUCUGUAGAAAUUUCGGAAUCUACAAGCAUUGGUUGUAGUCAAGGUCUAGAUGAUUCUGUAAACGUAAGACCACAGAACAACACUCUAGUAUGCUGUAGUAAUGCUGAAGAGAACUUCGAAAGAGUAGGACAAAUCGAAGAAACCCUUGGGGUUGAUGUUCUUGAACAUCUCACACUCAAAGAGCGACGCAAAAUGCUUCUAGAAAGGAUGGCUUUAACGUUGCCAGAAUCCAACUUAGAGGAUAAUACUAAAGGUUGCGAUGGUACAGAUCUUUAUAAAAUAAAAGCCGAGAUUUCAUGCGAAAAUGGGAUAGCUUCGUCUUCUGAGGUCCAUUUCAGCGGCUUUCUUGAGAAAAUUGAUUCUGUCCUCUGUAAGAAUUUUAGUAUAGGGUUAGAAUCUGGAAAUCCGCUUAUUGGAAUCCAAGAGAGGGAUAUUCCGAAAGCUCACGAAAAGUCGUUUAGUUUAUCACCUGAAGCCAGUAGUCUGCCUGAGUUAUCUAGCAGAGAUUACGAACACUAUCCAUUAGCUAGCACCGGUUAUGAACCUGUGGCAAAAAACCCGAGUAAAAGAAUAAAAAAGAAUCAUCUCCCUUCGAAUGUGAGUGAAUUGCAGACGAAUCAUGAGUCUUUGAGUGAUUGUGUCAUGGAGGACAAUGAGGAAAGAAGUCCUGUUACCUCAGAGCAAGUAAAGGUUAAAAGAGAGGUGGAAACCAAUGAUGAAGCUCAUGAUGAAAAUGAGCUAGAUUGCACUAAAUUAAGCUAUCGCUUGAAUCUUUGUACACCUGCUCCAAAUCCUUCUAGGUUUGUGAAAAAUGAAGGAGCGACCGCUUGUGAAUUGGAUGAAGAUGAGAUAGACCACAUGAAAUUAAUUGAUCGAUUAAAGCUUCGAUCUUUUCAUGGUCCAGGUCACCAUGAAGAUGUAAAAUCCCCGUCCUCAGGGUUUAGCUUCUGUACAUCUGAUGAAUACGUUAAACCUUUGAAGAUAUUGCGUCCUUGGAAACGAAAGAAAACAGCCACGGACUCAAUUGAGACAGCUCUGGAGGAAGACGCUCCUGGUCUUUUGCAGGUACUGAUUCAACAAGGUGUAUCAAUAGGUGAACUGAGGCUUUAUGGGGAGAAUGAAGUUAGCGGUGAAUGUGAUUCACUUUUGGAAGAGAGUUUCUCGGAGCUCGAAGAUGUGAUCUCGCAGCUUUUCUUUAAACGCGAGACGGGCACGAAACUUCUUAAUUUAAAGUUUUCAAAAGCUUCAAGAACUAGCUAUUGCUUGACCUGUCUAUUCUCCCUCAUCGAACAGGCACGGUAUUUGCGUUUCCGCAAAUGGCCUGUUGAGUGGGGCUGGUGCCGCGAUCUCCAGUCUUUCAUAUUCGUUUUCGAGAGACACAACCGGAUAGUAAUGGAACGGCCUGAAUAUGGGUAUGCAACAUACUUCUUCGAGCUCAGCAACACUGCAUCAAUCGGAUGGCAGAUCAAACGGUUAGUCUUGGCCAUGAAACUAGCCAGCUGUGGCCGAUAUCAACUGAUUGAAAACAAGCCAUUACUGGUAGGAGAAGAUAUGACGGAAAGUGAAGCGGAAGUACUGAUGAAGUACGGCUGGGUUGCGAACACGGGGCUAGGGACGAUGCUAAACUACCGCGAUAGAGUCUUCCACGACAGGAAGAGCGGAAAAGAGACAUCGGAAUGGAGAUCUAAGAUUUCUAGGCUUCUUGUUGAUGGCUAUAAUAGUGGAACCAUUGUCUCAUCUUUCAUUACUAAUGGUGAUGAUAAUGAUGAUGGACUUGACAACAUCGGAGAUGUUAAGCUUGAGCCUUAUUGA